Messenger RNA from Ricinus communis (castor bean), 2048 nucleotides. Its product is annotated as pentatricopeptide repeat-containing protein At1g08070, chloroplastic. Gene Ontology annotation, molecular function: protein binding; RNA binding. Gene Ontology annotation, biological process: RNA modification. Lineage: Eukaryota; Viridiplantae; Streptophyta; Magnoliopsida; Malpighiales; Euphorbiaceae. The coding region runs from base 1 to 1884 and encodes 627 amino acids. The record is from RefSeq and is a predicted model, not a curated record. The transcript has a single exon.
AUGGUGGUCUCUCCCUCUCCCUCUCCCUCUCCCUUCCAAUUCAUUGCUCCUGCUGGUUCCAGUGCAAAUUUUCACGAAUUCCCUCAGCUGCUGCUACUUUCUUCAUGCAAAUCAGUGCGAGAAAUUAAACAAAUUCACGCCUCAAUUAUCAAAGCCAAUACUACUAGAAGUACUACUACUCUUCCAAUAAUAAGCCUUUGCACCAAAAUCACUUCCCUCCUUCAACAAGAUGUUCAUUUGGCUGACAGCAUCCAGAACCUCUGGUACGCCUCCUCCCUUGCCAACUUUUGCCACCAAAACCCUGUCUACAUUUUCAAUGCCAUCAUACAGUCCCUCUCGACUUCCAACAACACCUUCACCCAUAUUUUCAGCUUGUAUCGACAAAUGCUGCUCAUUGGCCUCUCACCUGACACUUACACACUUCCUUACCUUCUCAAAGCCUGCUCCCAGUCCCAUGCUUUCAUUGAGGCCCUCCAAAUUCAUGCUCAUUCCAUCAAAACCGGUCUAUCUUCCAAUCUCUUCGUCAAGAACACUCUUAUGAGGUUCUAUGCAGUUUCUGGGUUCAUCGAAGCUGUCGAGAAGGUGUUCGACCAGGGUCCUCACUGGGAUUUGAUCUCCUGGACCACUCUUAUCCAAGCAUAUUCCAAGAUGGGCUAUCCCUCUGAAGCUAUUGCCGCUUUCUUUCGCAUGAAUUGCACAGCCGACCGCAUGACUCUGGUCGUUGUCCUUUCUGCAUGCUCUCAAUUGGGAGAUUUUACUCUUGGCAAGAAGAUUCUCGCUUAUAUGGAUCACCAUCUUUUUGAUGUUCACUCCGAUGUCUUCCUUGGCAAUGCAUUGCUAGAUAUGUACUUAAAGUGCGGCCAACCUCACUUGGCUCGUCAGCUGUUCCAUCUCAUGCCUGUCAAGAACCUAGUUUCUUGGAAUUCCAUGAUAUCGGGUCUGGCUCACCAAGGACUAUUCAAAGAGGCACUGCACAUGUUUCGCAGGAUGCAAACGAUGGGUCUCAAGCCUGAUUCUGUUACUUUGGUUGGUGUGUUGAACUCAUGUGCCAAUCUUGGAGAUCUCGAAUUAGGAAAAUGGGUUCAUUCCUAUAUCGAUAAAAAUCAUAUGAAGGCGGAUGGGUAUGUUGCGAACGCACUAGUGGAUAUGUAUGCCAAGUGUGGAAGCAUAGAUCAAGCCUUUAUGGUGUUCCAAGCCAUGAAAUGCAAAGAUGUUUAUUCAUAUACUGCCAUGAUUGUUGGCUUCGCAAUGCAUGGAAAAGCAGACAGAGCAUUGGCGAUCUUUUCUGAGAUGCCUAGAAUGGGAGUACGGCCAGACCAUGUAACACUUGUCGGCGUACUUUCUGCAUGUAGUCAUGCAGGACUGCUAGAGGAAGGGAGAAGACAUUUUCAGGACAUGUCGAGGCUCUACCACCUACAACCUCAAACAGAGCAUUAUGGUUGUAUGGUUGACCUUUUGGGCCGUGCUGGACUAAUAAGCGAGGCAGAAGCCUUCACAAAUAAAAUGCCAAUUGUACCUGAUGCUUCUGUUUGGGGAUCACUACUUGGAGCUUGUAAGAUUCAUGCAAAGGUUGAACUUGGGGAAACUGUAAUCCAAAAACUUAUUGAAAUGGAACCUGAGCGAGAUGGUGCAUAUAUACUUAUGUCCAACAUAUAUUCCUCCGCAAAUAGAUGGAGGGAUGCAUUGAAGUGGAGAAAGGCAAUGAAACAAAACAACAUAAAGAAAACUCCAGGGUGUAGUUCAAUUGAAGUUGAUGGUAUGGUUCAUGAAUUUCGCAAGGGUGAAAAAUCACACCCCAAAAGUAGAGAGGUAAAUAAGUUGCUGCAAGAAAUGACCCAUCACUUGAGAAACUAUGAAUUAAGCCACAGAAUUGCAAUUUGUUGAUGUAUACACAUACAAGCACAACUAGGGCAGAUAGAUGUCAUCAUUUUUACCUACUUUUUAUAGAAGGUAAUAUAUCUCUACUUGUUUGCUUUAGUUUUCUUUAGAUGAUAAGCAAUUCCAAUAUUAUAAAAGAAGUGGACUAGGCUCCGUUUGUUCGCCGAAAA